This is a messenger RNA of Cydia splendana, 1252 nucleotides long. RefSeq names its product macrophage mannose receptor 1-like. The record is from RefSeq and is a predicted model, not a curated record. The coding region runs from base 88 to 1041 and encodes 317 amino acids. NCBI's taxonomy places the organism in Eukaryota, Metazoa, Arthropoda, Insecta, Lepidoptera, Tortricidae. The transcript has 6 exons.
AUUAGUAACAAGACGGUCCACGAAUUGUUACCAGAUUAAUUACUUUUUUUACUAUUAAGUAACAAGUACUUUACAUCAAUAUUUAAAAUGUCUUGUUUUAGGUUAUUGUGUCUUAUGUUAUUCACGGGGUGUCAGUACGCAGCCGGCAGUCCGGUGAGCGUCACGGAAUACGAAUACGUGCGCGAGGCGGACGCGUGGCUGCGCCUGCACAUCGUGCCCGCUGCCUGGUCAGACGCCGCCGUGCACUGCCAACUCGAAGAUGGUGUGUUGGCAUCUCCCACAUCCAGCGCAAUUGUGCGUACGAUGCUGGACGUGAUGGACAAGCACAAACUGGCUUUGAACAGCGUGUUCAUCGGAGCAACGAGCCGUUUCUCCAAAGGAAACUUUAAAUCGUUGGACGGGGAGAAUCUCGCUGACAGCUUGGAGUGGGCCUCGGGCGAGCCGGACAACGCCUUCGACGCCGAGGACUGCCUGGCGUUGACCGGCGCGGGCACGCUGGCCGACGUCAGCUGCACUAGAGUGCUGCCCUACUUUUGCCGCAAGACCGUCCACAACUGCUCCUCCGACAAUGAAAUCACAAGUCCUACAUCUGGGCUGCGAACAUGCAACGAUCGGUCUGACUACAAAUGGGAGACCAGCACCGGGAGCUGCUACAAGUUCCACGGCGUAUCAAAACCCUGGCGGCUCGCCCUGGCCACGUGCCACGCCGAGGGCGGACAUCUGGCCGUCAUCAACAGCGACACCGAGUCCGCUGUUCUCAAGAACCUUUACAAUUACAACACAGACACAGUCACUGGAGCAGAUCAACCUAAGCAUGCAUUAAUUGGCUUCAGGAAAUAUGAUGAUGGCGCGUGGGCAACUAUAUUUGGUGAGACGCUCGUCGAGGCCGGAUUCGCGAACUGGGACGUAGGCGAGCCAAGCAACGGCAGUGGAGUAGUGAACGAAUACUGCGGCUCCUUGCACCUUAACGGGUUGCUCAACGACGCUUCCUGCUCCUGGAAGUCACCGUUCAUUUGCGAAAUUACCCUUUCAAAGUUUUGAUUCUUUCUUGUUUACAAUGUCUUUGACACAUUACUGGAAAUUAAGCUAAUUCUGUGGUUUAAUUCACGUAUUUUUUCACUCGCGCGACAUGUUUCGGAGAGCCUAGAUUUUUAAGUUUUUUUUUUGAAAUAGUUGUUACUUAUUUUAUUUAAUAAUAUGUAAGUACUCGUUCUUUAUUCUUAUUGAAAUCUGUAUAAGCUUGCAUUGUAUU